GUAUUUGCGCAUGCGCGCGUCAGCUAACUUAGACCUCAGCCGACGAGGUUACUUCAGUUCAUUCGCCGGGAGGUGUCCCUCGUGAACCCGGAACCGGAGGUUGUUGUGGAGAAAAGGCUGCCGGAGGUGCGUAUUCAAGACAGGCAGGUAGGGUCGGCUGUCAGAGAGGCCUCGCUCGUGGCGAAAACAGGAAAGUCGAGGCCGAGGGUUAUUUCGUCCUUCGUUUGUGGCGCGCGGGGGCAGUCGUCGAAUAACGCCGGCGGUGUUGUUUUUUUUGCGCUUCGACGGUUAUAUCCGUUAACAUUCAGAAUGUACGUGCGGAUUUGGAACACGCGCAUGCGCGUCGCCAGUUGGGGAGGGGUGUUGUGGAGCUGCUACGUCAGCUGCUCACGUCUGGUGGGCGGAGCUACCCGCGCCAACAAAUUCGCUUUACUGCUUUUCCCACCUUAUGGGGCAGAGCUCUUCUGGGUCCUCCUUGAGAUGGGGCUGGUGGGUCGUCCUACCCAUAGAUAGUGGCGUAGAGCCACGGGAUGACGUUGAAUUUUGACAGCCUACCUGUCUGGUCUUCUGUGUAUAAAUUAACGUCUGAACUGGUGACCCAUAGAAUAGAGGGGUGUCAAGAAGAAAACAAGGGUUGGCAUCCCAUUCAGAGAAACUUAGUUGAUUAGUAGUUUGCGGCUUAGGUGAUUGAUUAAUUCGUUAAAUUCAAAUAUGUCAAAACAAGCAGGAAAUGGAGUCUCUCUGUUUCUGGAUUAUUUAUUCAUUGAUCACGGCAGGCAAGGGUGGAUAUGCUCAUCGUAAGAUGGCACGUGCUAUCUGUGGUUUUUGUAAGUUCUUGUAUAUAAAAAAAGUUUGGUUGUUUUCCAAAGCUGCUGCUUGUUAAUUUUAAUUAGUUAAUAUACUGUAAUCUGCAAAUCAACUAAAACGUUGCAUCCCAAGAAACAUGUAUCGGGGGGGGGGGGAAAUGCAGCAGAAGUAGCUUUUGGAGACAACUGUGUGCUCUGUCUUGAAACAUUACAUUGUUUAUGUGAGUAGAUCACUGUGAGUUAUGGAAUUGGCCAGGUUUAAUCAUGUGUCGGAGGUGGUCAUACAUUAUUGCAUCUGGUUAGCCCCUGUAAAUGAACUGUUCACCUGAAGAAACUACUUCUUGAAAAAUUAUUUGCCCUCAAAAUGCCCAUUACCUAAGACAUUUGUAUUUGCCAUAGAAAGAACCAAUUUUUGUAAACCUUCAGUGCUGAUUGGCUACAAGCAAUUUUUAUUUGCCAAAGGCAAAGAUACCUGUAUCCCUUUGUGCAGUGUUGAAGGAAACCUUGCUAACUAGAUAAGGAAGACGCUUCUACAAAAGUUAGAGGAAUUAUUGGUUUCAGUAAGCAGCCUUCAGGAUUCAAAGACCUUCAUGUGCAUAAGUCCACUAUUCCUUAAAAGAGCCCUACAAGUUAGGUUCAGUAUUACUGUUCCUAUAUAUGUGUGCAUGAGUUGUAUCCAAUAUUACCCCUACUCAGGGUAGACCCAUUGGAAAAAACAAUCAAGCCUGAGCAUUCCCCCCCCCAUACCUUCAUUCAAGAUGUUGAACAACAACGGGCCCAGGACAGACAUGUAGACUGUUAAUAAUUUUCAGCGUUAUUUUAAAAGGGCAGAAGCCAGUGUAUUUCCAUUGGGCAUUGGAACACACCUAGACCUAUAACAAAAAGCUUUGCGAUCUAAAUAUUGCAGUUUAUGAGUUUUGGUAGGACUUUUAGUGUGCUUUAAUGCAGCUUUGUUGAAGUCUAGUAGCCUGGUUUAUCAAAAUGAAAGUGUGAACUCUUUCUUUCAUUCUUAAAUAUAAUCUAAAUUUUGUGAUUGCAGAUGAAGUUUUGAAAUCCUGAUGCUAACAUGUGAGCUUUAGUAACUGUGUUUUCCUCCCUUUUAGCCUAGUGUAUAAAGGAAGGACAUCUUUGCAGUUCAAGAAGAGUACUUCAUAGUCAAGCAUUUGGAAGGAAGUCAAUGCUUGGAGCUGCUGAAAGUGAAAAGGCAAGUACUGCAGGAUUUAGGAAGAGAGAAAGACAUAUCUGCACAACAGAUUGGGAACUGAUAGGAAGUGAAAGGUCAUGGGGCAGUUUCCAACUCCCUCAUUCCAUCAGCUCAAGGAUUUGUGUUUGUGCAACAAGACUUUCCCCAUGCGUUCUGCCCGUGCACCCCCUCAAAAUCUGCUCUGGAGGGUUGUGAGAACCCACUGAACAGAUUUUGGUGGCACACGGGGAUGAAGGUGGGGAAGCUCCAUUGUGCAAGUAGAAAUCCUUGCAGUGAUAGGAGGCGUACUUACUGUUACAUGGAAUGAAAGCUAUUAGGUUAAGGAUCACCUUACUUAUAAAAGAACUACAGUGGUACUUUGGGUUACAUACGCUUCAGGUUACAGACUCCGCUAACCCAGAAAUAAUACCUCGGGUUAAGAACUUUGCUUCAGGAUGAGAACAGAAAUCGUGCUCCGGUGGUGUGGCAGCAGCGGGAGGCCCCAUUAGCUAAAGUGGUGCUUCAGGUGAAGAACAGUUUCAGGUUAAGAACAGACCUCCAGAACGAAUUAAGUACUUAACCCGAGGUACCACUGUAUUGUUUUGUUUCUUACUAUGCUAUUUUUGUGUCUUUAUAUUGUAAAACAUCCUCAGGUCCUUGGAUGAAGGGCAGUACUGAAAUUUUAAUAAUUAUAAUAAUGUGGGAUAGAUUUUAAAUAAACAAAUAAUUAAAACAGGUCAUUUCAUGACUUAACUUAGUUUAGAAUAUGUCAUCCUGUUAAAUCAGGGGUUGCCAACCUUUUUCGAGAGGGUGCUGUAGGCCCCAGCCACAAAAUGCCUGCCAUGGGGUGGGUGGCAUAACACAAAAAGAGAAGAGUGCAGUCGUUGCUGCUGCUGCUGCUGCUGCUUGCUUCCAUACCCCACCCCACAGACAACCUUAGGUUUAGCAUGGAAAGUCAGUUAUGCCCUGCUGGUCCUGACUCUGGGCAAUCACACAGUAUUGAUUUCUCUGUAACACACAUAAUUAUUUUGCUUGACAGUAAAAAUGCUCUUCACAUAAUCAGAUGGUGUGCUGAUUAAAAUAUUUUUAUGGUGAAAAAUAUAAUAUUAUCUUGACUAACUUUUUCCAGUGCUUGAGUUAUUUUUCCAGGUGUCAGAGGUUGAGACACAGCCAACGCUGCUUGGGUGUACAUAAACUCACAUUUCUUGAACUGAGCAAUAAUGAACAACUGACUUGUAUCUCUGUGGUGUUCUGUUUGCUCCUGCAGGAUCCUCCCCCAGUUCAAGUCUCUAAUCUUAGAACUUGAUGUUAAGAGCAUUUCAUAAUGUUUAUUUUGAUGAUGCCAGAAUUGUGUAAGUUUUUUUUUAGCAUCACUUGACCCAUUUCUCACCUUUUUGUUUCUAGACUUGUAUUUCAAAAAGAUGUUCAACUUCUUCCGAAAAAACCAAGAUACCAAGAAGGUAUUGGUGACAGAAAAAGAAGCAGAUGGAUUUGUUUUUCUCGGUAAGUGAUUCUAAGAGUUUAUUAAAAAAUCAUAUAUUUUGAACAAAAUUUUCUGGAUAUUUCACAGGUUGUUACCACUUUAUAUUUAAAGUACAUUCAGUUCACUAAGAAAUUUCAAAGAAGUUAAUCUUGAACCAUGCCCCCCCCCCCAGUGGUCAUGUAUGAACUGAAAAUAUAAACUGUAGACUUAGCAUAGAUGUUGUUUCUGCCUUGCCAUUAUUUUUCUUAGGCCCUUUGCAUCAUUUUUGGCACCACCCUCCCUGCUCACAAGUAACAAAGAGCUUAGUCGUAGGUCUAUUUCCUGUGGUUGUAACAGUUUAAAAAUUUAAAUGUUUUUAAGGGUAAGGUACAAUCGCUGGUUUUAAAAUAUUCACUUUUUAAGAUGUCUUUGAUCGCACCUACACCAUGGAAUGCAUUUAUUUUCUUUUUCUAUUUCACCUUUCUCCCAAUCUGGGAUUCAAAGUGGCUUACAACAUUUAAAAAUACCAUUAUAAAAUGCGAACAAACUAGCUUAAAAACAAUAGUUAAUAUUCAUCAAAACACAUUUAGAACCAGCAUUAAUAUACAGUUUGCUGUGGCAUUUAAAGCACAUGGCUUUCCCCAAAGAAUUCUGGGAAAUGUAGUUUGCGAAGAGUAUUGGGUAUCAUAGCUCUGGGAGGGGUAAACUAGAGUUUUAAAGAUUCUUCAGGGAAAAUCAUGUGCUUUAAAUGUAUGGAGUGGGUGUGACCUUUAUUCUGAGGCAGCAUUCAGUGAGUGACCUAGUUAUGUUAGCAGCCUCCUUCAGCUUGGUGCCUUCCAGAUCUUUUGGUCUUCAGCUCUCAUCAUCUUCAACCAUUGGCCAUUUUGGCUGGUGGUGAUGGGAAUUGGAGUCCAAAACACCUGGAGGGCAGCUGGUCGGGGGGGGCAUGUAAUCCCAGUAAUGUUGACUCCUUAAGAGAAAUAGAGUGACAUAAGAUUCUUGCAGAGCCUCUGUUUGCAUAGGGGGAUUACUGUGAUGAGACUAUUGUCUUUCUGUGGCGUUCCUCAGCUUACUUGAUCCUAUUUUGAGGCCUAAAUAUAGUGUGCAUGGGGAAAUGUACACUGAGUUCGAUAAAGAUUUUGUGACAUAGAAAUGACUAAUCAAUAGCCCUGAAUGACAACUGAGUCAUGGACACAGGAGAAUCAGGAGCAAUUGGGAACCGAUACAGGAUAGUGAGUCUUUCCAUUCCUGGGUGGAUAACAGCUCCUCUGUUGUUUCUGCCUCUUAGUUUGUGCAUUACAUUAUCUCUCUGGGGGAAUGACAACCUUCUUCAUAAAUAUCCUAGAUGUGAGACUUGUCAGCUAGUAACUUAAGAAGUUCUAAGAAUUCUUUCCCAUGAGGGUUUGUGCGCUGCGUCAUGCAUGCCCCAAAUUCUCUGUGGAUUUUUUGUUCUUGAGAGUGCGCGAGUGGAAUUUAUUCCAAUCAUUUGCCUGGGGGAAUUAAGUAGUAAUAUUUCUUGCUGCAUGUUGUUUUUCAGUAGGAGUUGCUUAGUACCAGAGCAUGUGUGCUCAAGGGUAUAUGCUCAUGUGUACCCUGCUGGGUGGUGUGCAGAAUAGUUUAUGGUCUUGGAGAAGAAACUUUUCAGAUCUAUUAGCUUGCUGAGAAAGGAGGAAAACAGUAUUGCUUCCCAUAUAGUUAAAUGAAAUUAAAUGCAUGAAACGCUUGCUGUUCUUCAUUGGUUGCCUGCGUUCAACUUUGCUUGCUGAACGUUUGUAAUAGUAUUUUGAAUGUACCGGGUUUUCUGAUUCAAUGAAGCUUCAAACAAGAUUGACUUGAGCCCAUCUUUCUCUCCUUUUGUUUUCCUGAGGUGUCCCAAAUAUAAUAUUUAAUUUCAUAUAAACUGGAAGAAUCAGGGGUCGUCUUUGUGACACUAUUUAUUUAUUUCCAAUAUCUAUAUGACACCUAAUAACAAAAGUCCUCUGGGUGGUUUACAAGUAAGAAUUAAAAACACAAAAUACCAAAAGAGAGAGAGUCACAACUGAAAUUGUCCAUGUUGGUGGCUUGGGCUGGCCCAAUAAUGAAACAGAUUGAGACCAUUGUCUCAGGUGGUGGGUACAGAGGCACUGCCCCUGUCCUGGGGACCUUCCCCCCAACCUCAUUAUUGUACAUUCGGUGAGGCAAAGAUCUUCUGCCACUGCCUUUACUUCCUCCUCACUGUCUUACUUUGCUUAGAGAAAGGGCUGAGAGGGUCCUUUUUAGAGCCAGGCAUUUUGAGUGAGGGGGCCAGCAGAAUGCCUGAAUUCCUGUCAUGGUUUGCCAUGGCAGCUUUUUAAACUAAGAAUUUUAAAAAUGCUUUUAUGGAAGUUGGAAGUGCAUUCUCCUGGCCAUCUCACCCAAAAUGCAUGGCAGUGAAGAAGGACCCUCUUCAGCCCUUUCUUAGGUGAGAGUUGAAGGCCGUGGUAGAGAGCCUCCAUUAAGUUUCCUGGCAUUAGAGUCAUGUUAAUAUGAAGCAACUGUGUGUAAAAAUGCUGUUUCCUUGGAUGACUAGUGCAAGAAGGAAUAACCACUAUUCUAUACAAGUGUAUUAUCAUUGUGUUCCUUCUUCUAAAAUUGCUUGCCAUAGUUCCAUAAAACUUUUCCUAUGCUAUAUAAUUGGCACCAUCAUAUGUAUAUUCAGGAGAGAUGUGCCCUCCUGGCAUCAACAAGCUUCAUUAUUAUUACUUUUAGCUGCUUUUAUUAUAUGUUUCUAAAUCACCUUGAUGCUCAUGUAGGUGGUGAUUCAAAAAUGAAUAAAUAACAAUAUUAAUAAUUAGUAAUAAUAAUCAUUCUGUCCUUCCUGCAAAGUACUCAGAGCAGCAUACAUAAAUUUGCUCCCAACUUAGACUUUAUUUGCAAAACAACCCUGUGUGCAGGUGAGGAAGGUAAGGCUGAGGCUGGACCAAGGUCACCCAUUGAGCUUUGGGACUAAGAAGGAAUUUGAACCUGGGUCUCCCUGUUCGUACUCUCAACAUAAUAACAGCUGCCCCACAUAGGUAACUGCUGCUGCUGCUGUUUCGUGUAUGAAAUACUUGCAAUGGCUCUGCCCUGACUGCCCUUUUCCAUUUGGAACGGUUUCAUGUGUGUUAUCAUUGUAAUGGUUUUAUUUGUUUUUAUAGUUGUAUGUUUUGUUGUUGUAACCAGCCCUGGAACUUUAUGAUGAAGAGUCGUUAGGAAAUCUUAAAAAUAAUAAUAACAAAUAAUAAUAAAAUACCCAGGCUUAGUGAUUGCACUGGUGUUCAUCAGUGUUUCCUGCUUACCAGGAUUUGAGGUUAGUUAGCAAACUCUAGUUGAGAAGAAUUCUGGUUAUUGAUUGAUUGAUAUUCUGCCUUUAUUUCCUUAUGGCACUCAAGGCAACAACACAGAGGGUUCCCUGCUGCUGAUCACAUCAAGACUUGGAUUAGAUUUCGCAAGGUUACAGUAUCAUAUGCCUUAAGACCAUGGCCUGAGUCCACUAUAAGCACUGCUAGCUGGGCUUAAAGGAUCGCUGUGUAAAGAUGUAAUAAACUGGGAUCAAGUAUGUUGUCCUCAAAGUCUUGGUAAGCAGUAUAGAACAUAUGGGGUUAGAAUGGCUUUUAGAGAUGGUUGUGGCUUUCUAAGUGGUAGGAAUUAUGUAAACAAGCGGUAGCCAAGGGGAUAUCGCCUGCUAGGUGUUGAAAACUACGACUCCCACCAUCCCUGAGCAUUGGCCAAGUUGACUGAGGUUGAUGGGAAUUGUAGUCCACAACAAUUGGAGGGCAUCAUGUUGGUUGCCUCUGGUGUAUACUGUUUUAUUUAUUGGUAAUUCUUAUUGAUUUGUCUUUCUAGCAACCUUGCAUUCAUUCCUUGUAGCAUUUCAAAUGCUGUUCAACAGGUUUCUGCUCAGUAUGCAUUUGUUGCAAAAUUGCUGGGGGGGGGGGAGAGAGAUUUUUAAUAAGCAUCCCACCUUAAUCAACUGCUCUAUGCAAAAGUCGAUUGGGACUUUUUGUCUACCGAUUGUCACUUCUUUAUAAUAACAGCUAUAUUUUGAAGUGCGAGUUUUUUUUGCUAUCUUUUAACAGGGUUAAAAGCUCCAUGCGUCUGAUUACUGUAGUUUGAGUUCACUGGGCAAGGAAGAUGAGGGAGACCUGAAAAACAACCCUCUCCAGUGUCACUGAUUUCUAGUCGCAUAAGGAGAUAAUUGCUACCCCUUCAUUCAGUGUGGAGUCAAACUAAUCCUCUUGGGUUCUGGUUUUACACAAAAACAAAGUGCAGUAUUGCUUUUGCAUCAUUAGGUGGCAUCUUGCUUCAUGCACUUCUCAAGUAAAUUGAAUACAGCAUUAAUUGCCAAGCUAGCUCUUUCUCCUACUAUGGUUUUUUUGUUUUUGUUUUUUUAAAGAAUCUGUAUGUCUGAAGUUUAAUAUAAAGCAUAAAUGGAAUGAUGUUUUCAGCCAGAGAGCAAAUUUGAAAUAAUGGGACCAAAACCCCUAGAGCUGAUUAGUACAGUCUGAAGGGUCACACGAGAGCCCCAAAACACAAAGGAGUGAAUUUGCAUAUUUUUACAAGAGGAAAAUAACUGAAUGCAAAAACAUGAGUAACUAUCAGCUUCAUGCUUUAUUAAUACUAUAAAAGAAACAGAGAGAGUUAGCUAACUUAAGAGUACAGUUGAGUUUUGGUUGAAUGAGCUCAAUCAACAUCUCCUAUGCAGAUUAACAGAAUUAGGUUACCAAACAAUGGACCUUCAUAAUGCUUUGUAGUAUAAGCAGGUGUGUUUCUUAAGAGUAGAAUAUGCUAAGUACAGCUUUCUCUGGACUUUGUAUAUUACCAUAUCUGAAUGUUGGCAUCGCCAUUCAGAAGCACAAUUGCCUGUCCCCUGGCUGUUUCGUCCAUGGGUCCAGCUUAUCAUAUAGUUUACAAUUCUGUAAAUACAGUGGGUGUAGUCUUUAUGAAAGAACAUCUGGCACAUUUGGUUGAUAAUGUUGUUGUAGUCAUUUGCAAAGUGUUCCUAUUCUGGUUGUCGAGAACACAAAGGUUUUUAAGUUGCUGAUGGUACAUAAAUCCAGUUGUGCUUGUAAACCUGCACCACUCUUUGGUCCAACAAACACAGUUACAGGUGCUUAAAGUGUGUUUUGAUGGGCUAAUGCAAAACUUAGUAAUAGGACUCCAAAUUAUCUGAGGCUUCCCCAAAAUUUCCCCAAUACAUAUAAUCUUUUUUUUUUAUUAUAUACAAUUGUGAUUAUUUACUCAGACCCUGCCAAUGAUUCCAGUUCAUUAUAUUGUCUCUUCAUAUAUAUUGUAAAUGGUUCCCAUUCUCUUUUAAAGUCUUUGUUGUCUUUUUCAUGUAGUUAUCUGUUAGUUUUGCCAGUUCUGCAUAUUCCAUAAGUUUCCCUUGCCAUAGUUCUUUCGUUGGUAUUUCUUCUGUCUUCCAAGCUUGUGCUGAUGUAAUUCUUGCCGCUGUUGUUGCGUAAAUAAAUAAUUUCCAAUUUUCCUUUUUUAUAUUUUGAUCUAAAAUUCCUAGGAGGAAUGCUUCUGGUUUUUUAACAAAAGUUUUUUAAAACUUUUUUUUCAAUUCAUUAUAUAUCAUUUCCCAAUAAUUUCUAACCUUUUUGCAUUCCCACCACAUAUGAUAAAAUGUACCAUCUUUUUCUUUACAUUUCCAACAAGUUUUUGAUCCCUUUUUAUACAUUUUAGCCACUUUCUCUGGUGUAAUAUACCAUCUAUACAUCAUUUUCAUAUAAUUCUCUUUCAGUAAAAUACAUUCUGUAAAUUUUAAAUUCGCCUUCCACAUCUUUUCCCAGUCUUCAAGUUGUAUAUUGUGACCUACAUGCUGUGCCCAUUUUAUUUGUGCUGACUUUACCAUUUCAUCCAAUGUUUCCCCAUAUAGCAGCAGAUUGUACAUUUUUAAAAGUAAUUUCGUAUCAUUCUCAAUUACUUCUUUUGAAAGUUUGAAACUGUGUAACUGAAACCUUUCUUAUUGUCUUCCUUAAACUGUUCAUUUAGUUGUCUAUGAUGCAGCCAACUUUGUAAAAAGGUCUUCCUCAUAUUCUUUCAACUUUAACCCUUUUCCCGCCACUGUUAAUAGGUCUCUAUACGUUGGCCAAUUUCCUUGAAUUUUAUUUUAAGAGGGUCGCACUCACCUUCUGUUUGAAAGUCACCAAAAUCUAAAGCUAUUCUGACAGUUCAGUCUUUCCCCCCACUGCUAAAUAGCAACUGAGCUUUGGUUUCACACAGGGUAAUAAUAACAGCACUGAGGUCUAUAAGUUCAAGCCGUUGGGGUCACUGCAAUCUACACGAACACCUGGUUUUGGAUCCCUGUCUAGCAGCAACUAGCAAUGUUGAAGACUUCCUGGAUUAGCAUUGUAAGCAUUGCUUUGCUAGUGUACAGUAACUUCAAGAGUUAUGACCUUGGCCAAAUACUGCAUUGUCAGGUACAGAAUUGGGUUCUAACCAUCUGCAGUCCCAAGUCACUAGUUUGUUCUUGUUCAGGCUUGCACAGUGUUGGUGUUUGACCUGUACAGUUCAGUUUUUUAGCAGAGUGAAAGACUACUGGCCGUAGACUGCUUCAGGAUUUGUGAAGGGCAAGUAUAUAUUGGGAAGGAUCCAAGAAUGCUGAAGUUGAUGUUGAAAACCACUUUGUGGGAAAACUAAAAAAAGAAAAAUCCUUUGUUUAUUGACUAUGUGCUAGCAAAUGACUUCUGGCCUACCUCAUGACUCUUAUAGAUAACAAAACAUAAAUAGUGUAUCAGGAAUACUUCCCAUAUUGAGGAUUUUAUUUACUGUUCCCUCAAAUCAUGAAUACAAUCAUAAGGUUGGAAAGAUCAGUAUAUAGUGCAUCUGACUGAAGGCUGAGCACUUUCAUCUAGGAUUCUAGAUUGUUUUUCGGUUUAUCACAUGAUGUUCUAUGGAUUUGGCUUGUGAUCACAGCAUUAAUCUGACUGCAGCACUUUACUGCCAACUCUUUUAAGACAUCAGGUUCAGCAAGAGAAGAGUGUUGGAUGUGGAUUUUGGGGGGGGGGGGAGAGACCCUCCCUUCUAUAAUAUUUGGCCUUUGGAAUUGGUUGGUGGUUAUCUAGUUCCCGAGGAAGCAAGCAUAUAAACCUUUCCUAGAUUCCUGUUUUACUUGUGGACAGAAGUCUUGAUGAACAGUUGUCAAGUUAAGCUGAUUCAAAGGGUAGGUGAGGAAAGAAAGCAACCAUUUGAUUUGCAGGCCUACAGAUUUGUUGCUCAUUUCUUUUAAAUUAUUAUUGUUAUAUAUUUAUUUAUACCCCACCUUUUUCCCUGGUGGGACUCGGCGGCUUAUAGAGAAAAACAAGAAUCGCUAAAAACACAGAAGAAACAAUAAUUAAAAAACAAUUAAAUAUUGAUAGAAUUAAAAUUUAAAAACCCAAGGGACUUCACCUCAGUAGCUUGGUGUAAUUUGAUCUAUCUUAUAUAUUUUUCAGAAAAACAAAAACUUGCAAGUGAAUUGCGAUAUGCUUUAAAUACCAUUUUUAAGAUAUAUAUUACAAAAAUACCAGUUUUACACGCCACCCUACAGUUGAUCCCUGAAGCCUUCUUUAAUUUAUUAUUAAAAUAUUUAAACCCUCCUUUUCGAGUUCAAGAAUGAGACCCGCAGGGUAGCUAACAACAGAGAGAUGGCAAGGCAUUCUACAAGAAACUUAAGAACAGCACAGAUAUUCCAGUAUCAGAACAAAUAAGUAGCAGCAGAAUUUAAGAGGCAGCCGGUUCUACCGAAACAGAAAUCUUUUGAUCUGGUAUUUAAAGGCUGAUUUGAUCUCUCAGUGCCGGGCUUUCAAAGCCUCGAAGCCACAACUGAGAAGACCCUUUCACCACUUCUGAUGGUGAUGAGACAAGGAACAACAGUUCAGACGAUACCGUCAUAGAUCAGUGGGCAGGCAGGAUCGUAGAAGAUACAUCAAGCGACUUAGUCCUAAGGCAUUUAUGGCUUUAGAAGUAAUAACCAACAUUUUGAACUGAGCUCAAAAGCAAAAUGGGAGCCAGUGCAGAAGGAAUAUCAGCAGAGUCCUGACUAUUACAUGUUGGAAUAAUUGGUGUUUCCAAAUGCUUUUCAACAGAAGUCCUCUAUAUUUAAUCUUGUACAUGUGUUGGUUAUGUAAAUAAUUCGCUUGGAAACAGGGCAGUUGGAUCUGUUCUAUAGGGCAAAAUAAUAUUAGACACAAAUGCGUGUUCAUUCAAUUGGGCUGCCAUGAAAUACAAAAGAAUGGGAAACAUUGUGUGAAAGGUUAAGUUAAAACAGAAGCGCUGCAUAAUUAGAAAAGGACAGUAGAGGUGCAAUUUGUUUUGUACAGUAACUGUAAAUUUCUGACGAUGGGGAAACAGCACAGUAUUGUUCAACAAAAUGCAGGAGGUAUUUUUGCAUCUUAUACUGAAGCAAUGCAUGAGACAAUAUAUAUUACAGUGGUACCUCGGGUUACAGAUGCUUCAGGUUACAGACUCCGCUAACCCAGAAAUAGUACCUCGGCUUAAGAACUUUGCUUCAAGAUGAGAACAGAAACCACGCAGCGGGAGGCCCCAUUAGCUAAAGUGGUGUCUCAGUUUAAGAACAGUUUCAGGUUAAGAAUGGACCUCCAGAAUGAAUUAAGUUCUUAACCCGAAGUACCACUGUAUAUUGGAGGCAACCCAGCAGGCUCCAUGAUGCCUAUGAAAAACUUCAUUGGUUCCCCAGGGCAGGAGCCCCCAACUCUGAGCUUGUUUUAAAAAGGCUCUAGCCAUCCCAGAAAAAAAGUGCUGUUUGUGUUUAAUGGAGCAGCUUAGGCUUUGGCUUAGGGUUGGCAUUUCGUGUGUCUUCAACAGCUGUAUGGUAGGCAGACAUUCAACAGGUCCAUCCUUUUCUAGCAUGGAAAUACAAUUAUGUGAAAAGCUUCACCAUGACUGGGCUGUCUAACUUUGUGAUAUGCCAUAGUGGCCAUUUCGUGACUAGCACCCACAGCACUCUUAAGAUUUGAAAUAUGCCCACUGGUCCAAAAAGGUUGGUGACUUCUGUAUUAGAUGUUGACAUGUCUGCCAUUUACUAGUUCCUCUGAAGUUGGUUUGCUUUUGCUUUGUUUAAAGCUUUGUAUCAGUCCUUGAAAUGAAGAGACUGGUAAUAUCAGUUGAAAUAACCACACAUACAAACCUCGUUUCUCCACCCAAAAUGGCUUUCAGUAAUUAUUUUUUUUUUUAGUUCUGGUAAGUACUCAGAAAAGAGUUCAAGGCUUGGUGAAAAAGAAAAUGGAGCAAUGGCCUUGUGAAGACGUCAGAACUGCUGUGUACAGUUUCCAUGAGCUGUGUACAUGUAUCAUUGACAUCUUGUGUUUAUUUAGUCCAGGAUCCAAAGGAAUACCACCCAUGCUCAUAUGCAAGGGCACUUUGAACUUUUAAUUUAUUUAUUUUUGAACAGUGGGUUCUCAGUGCUGCAAAUGCAGUUUAUGACUGUUGAUGGGGAUCUGCCACUCAAGAAGUAAAAAUUAAGCCACUGGGUGAGCACAUGUCCUUGGGCUGUUUAUGGAUUUCAGCCAUUUGUUGGUUUAUAUUUAUACUUCACUAUUUUAAGUGCUGGUUUCACAUGUGGUUCUAGUGCGUAAGAAGUGCAGUUACACCCAGGAGAAAUGCUAAGGUUGCAUGUCUUCAUUCACCAAAUAGACAAACUUGCAUGUGAAGUGGGAGCCACAAGUGGAAAUUCCUGCAUGGGUAGGCCAACUCACACAAGAGUGGUAGGGUGGAGUGCAUGUGUGAUGUCCAGGUUUGUAAGCACUGAGCUUCAUGGAUUUUUGUUCCCAUUGUAAGCUCUGUAUGUGUAGAGAAAGGGCAUGCAAGUCCAAAGCUCUGUUCUUGCUUCAUCAUGCAUAUGACCUACAUGCUAAGACCUUAUGUGACAUGACCUUGCAUCUCUGCUGACUGUGUCAACUGAAAGUCUAAAGGGCUUUGUUAAGAAUUUCUCAAUGUUUUGGUGUAUAUCUCAAAUAAGCAACAUUAUUGAACUGUGGUCAGUUAGGGUUCCCAGCACUUGUAAACCACUUUGGUCUCUAUGCAAAUAGCUGGAUCUGCCGGGUGUGAGCUGAAUAUUUAUUUAUUUUAUUUGUCUACCACCCUUUAUCUGUAGAUCUCAGGGCAGUUCACAACAUAAAAAUGCAACAUAAAAACAUCUCCCAUCUCUUUCCAUAUCCCACUCCCUUUGAGUGUAGAAGCCUGAAUGCCACCUGAAUGGAAAACGCACCAUUCCAAAUUCUGGUUGGCUUUCAAGAUCAUAGCAAACAAGCCACAUUUGCUUCCCAAUUCUGGUGUGUGUUUUUUCUUGCUGACACAUCUGACAGCCAGAUGAUUCAUUUUUCUUUGCUGAUAUUUGUCAAGAUAGUUCCAUGAGAUCAAGCAUGAUUCUUAGUCUCUAGCCAACGCUGUGCCUUCCAGAUGUUGUUGGACUACAACACCUACCAGCCCCAGCCAACAUUUCUAAUGGUAAGGGGUCCAACAACAUGUGGAGAGGGCCCCACGUUGGCUAUCCCAGCUGUAUACAAAAGGUCCUUCUGUUGAUGGAAGCUCUCUGGUUCAGUAGAGGCUUCUGUUGGUGCAACUGGAACAGGGAUGAUUUUCAGCCAUUUGUCCUCCUGCAUCAAUUCCCAAGCUAUUUAGAAUGCCCCCCAGCCCUCUAGUGCAGAUUUGGAAGGUGAAUUGCCAAAACCCACCUCUCUCACAGUUUCAGUGCUGUAAGCCUCUACUGGAUCAAUGUGCAGGGGUAAAACUAGGAUAGAACCCAAAACUAAGUACUUGCAAACCUCAAAGUUAACCUAAAAUUCUUAGGGGUUUUACUUUAUUUUUGACCUCUUUGAAAUUACAGAACCCUGGAAAGAAUGGGUUAGUAAGUUGUUCCUUUCCAUACAUAAUGCCUGGGAUCCAAAGCAGGGCAUCCCCAGUUCUGUAUCUCCAGGGGGUCUUUGGGCAUUUUCUGAGACAGUGCCUCACCCCACGCCAUGGGGCAAACCACUUCUGAAACUCAAGUGCUAUUCUAAAAAGCCAUUUCUGAUAUAGCAUGGCGGUCAGCUCUUCAACGAGAAAAAAAGUCCUGCAAAAUUAUACCGGUCUCGUCUGAGCCCUCGGGCGCACCUAAUGUAGCUCUUUGAAUCACAGCCAAUGUGUCUGGCAAGGGGACUGGCAUUGUUGCUGAGCAUGAUUAAGAGCUAAAGAAGUGAUGAUAAAGGGAGGCUGAAGUAGAUAAGCAAUGUGGGAAACCCCCCCCACCACCACCAAAAAAGGCCCAUAGUAGGAAAAAAAGCAAUACUUUAACAUUGGUUUGUUAAUGUUUGUCUCCUUCUACCACUCCACCCCAAUGGGUCUUGGUAAUGCUGUGCAUGACACCCUCUCUCUCUGCUAAGUAUUUCUGGAAUGCACAAAAUUGAGAUUGUGAUCUGGUAUAGGGGCAGGAUUUUCUCUCCUCCGUAAAGCAAAAGGUAGGUGACCUUGAACAAUCCACUGCUGCAGAUUAAGAACUCUCAAAUGGAUCACUGAAUAAGUAUUUCAUAAGUGAAGAGGGAGACAGAAUGCUGAUCUCAUUUGUUAUUGGGGGGGUGGGGGGAGUUUUAGGGCAGCGGGGAAGGAAACUUUCCCCCCCCAGUAUAAUGGUUAUUGAUGAGAAUAUUAAUAAUUUUAUUAUUUAUAAGCUGCCCAUCUGACUGGAUUGCCCCAGCCACUCUGGGCGGCUCGGAACAAAAUAUUAAAAACACACUUAAACAUCAACAAUAAAAAACAAUGAUAUAGUGAGGAACUAUCUUGCUCUCAACUAUGUAACAAUAAUCUUGAACCCUGCAGUAGAUUUCCUUCUGUUUUUUCCGCUCCACCCUCACUAGUAAUGUAAACAUAUUCUGGAUAGCCUCACAGCUUUCACAGAUCCACAGCAAAGCUUGUGUUGUCCUGACCUGGGCUUCCUCUGCCUUUCCCAAAUGUGCCCUGAACAAAAACUACAAGUAUCGCUGGAGUCUUGUGAUAUCAGCAAGCAUAAAAAAUGCAGUGUGUUCAGUGAAGAUUGUCAGUGAAAUGUCAGAAACCAGAUAAAUUUACCAGCAUAGAAUGUAUGUCCACAGUUCAAUGAUGGACCAGUAUAAGAAUAUGGGAAGCUGCUUUAUAUGCAGGCCAUUGGACAAUCUAGCUGACUGGCAGCAGUAGAAAAGGAUAUCGCCCAGCUCUACCUGAAGAUGCAGGGAAUUGAACAUGGGAUCUUAUGCAUGCAAAGCAGAUACUCCACCACCGAACUACAGCCCCUCCCUUUAGCCAGCCCAAGCAAAAUAGGGCCCCUUUUGACUUAUUAUCCCUUCCUGCCCUUGAAAUGAUUCUGUUUAUGUGAUCACAAAUGUGUACAUGAUCACAAAUGCCACAGUUCCACCUGCACAAAUGUCCAGAAAAGGUGGAUCUAAUCUUAUCAGAUGAUUACAGUGGGUGUGGGUAUCCUCUCUUUUAAGGAUAAUCCAGUGAUGACUUACGAUUGAGUUGCACUAUAGCAGUCAGCAGGAUUACAUAUGGUUAAAUUAUUUAAAGUUGGGGGUUUCGCCUGUUGCGUUUCGGGAAAGACAAAUCUUGUGGUGUGCAUCUAGUCUGUCUCUUGACUUAAACCGGUGAAGGGUAUUUUCUGCUUGAAAUUAGAAUGAUUCUGCCUGUCUAACACAUCUGGCAAAUUAUCACAAACUGUUGCUCUCUGUGUGGAUGUGGCUUUGCAUGCAGAGGGGGAAAUUUUAAGAUCAAAACUGAAGGUUGAAGACCAACAAAGCAUAGCACACACACACACACACACCGAUCCCCUGUAUAUUGAGGACCCUCUUUUAAAAUAUCAAUGGCUUUGAAAAGUUGAAAGUAGUGUAGUUUUGCGUUUCCUGUGGAACCUAUCAGUAGAGAACAAUUUACAGUCGGUGCCAUUCUUCACAGCUGAAUGGAGAAGAGGUGCUUGUUCAGUGAAAUGGAGCAGCUGCAACCGGUUUGUUCUGUCUCACAUUAACAUUUUGCUUUUUAAUCAAGACCUUCACAGUCCUCUGCUACAGUUUUUCAGGACAGAAGUGGUCAGUACCGAGGCAGCUGCAGCAUAAUUCAACAUGUACAUGAAAGCAAAAUUAAAAUAAUAAUAAUAUGGAACUUCUGAGAAGUGAAGUAGUCCCUUAAUGUUGCCCAACCUAAAUGUUGCUAAACCAAAUUCAGAUGGCAGAAUGAAAACCUUGUUUGUUUGUUUUCAAAAAAAGGGUGCUGCUAAGUAUUCUCUGCGGCAGAAUGGAGGUUUUAACACUUCUUUUUAAGCUCAACCAGAACUUGAAAGGCUAGAUAUGUAGAUCAGAAUAUAUUGGUUUGAAGUCUUAUGGCAAAAUAAUUGAUGCCUAUGCAAUAGCAUAAAAAGAUCUGAGAAAGAUACACUUUUCUCAAUUUGUUUAUGUAUUGCUAGACAGUGGGUUCCCAAAAUGGGCACCAUGGGGGGGCAGUGGGAUUACCUAGGGGAGGCGCUAAGAGGUAGGCAGGUGCAAAUCACUAUCAAGUUUUGUAAAGCUGGUAUCACUGGAUCAAGUUUAUCAAUUUUGUUGAAUUAAACUAAAUGUGCAAUCAAUCAUUUAUGUUUUGAAUUCUACUGUGUUACUGUCUUCUUUAGUGGAUUGUGCAAACUGCAAUUCUAGGGGACACUGGAGAUGAGAUUAUGGAACUAAGGGGGCAGUGGCUCGAAAAAGUUUGGGAACCACUGCUUCAGAAAACCUGCUUCUUCCAGGUGCUCAGAAGUCUUUACAACUGGAGUUGCAGAAACCCGUAUGAAUUAUCAAGCUGUGGGCUGGGAAUGGCUUUCAGGUGGGCCUCAGUCUGUCUCCCGGCCACGCUGUUGCCUUUCAGCUAUCAGCAGCAGCUGCCCACAAGCACCUGCAAGAGCAGGAGUUGGUUAAAGAGAGCAAGGUUGUAGUAUGGAAAGUUGCCAGACAAGGAAGGAAAGAGGGGAGAGAGAUAACAGGAAGGAAGGAGGUGAAAGGGACUGAUAGGAAAUGGGAAGUGCUGGGUGCAGCGCUUUUUGAUGCCCCGCUUUACACACACACAAGCACACUUGCACCCCAGUUCCUCCCCACUUUCCAUUAGGGAUGGAAGCUUACACAAGCUCCCCUGCUCUCUAACAGCCCGGAGUGAGUCUUAUAACUGAUGCAAAACGGGUGCUUUCAUACCAGAAGAAAGCACAGCCCUGCAGGUGCUUCCCCCACAGGAAACAACUAUGUAACUGGGCUGUCACCACUCAGCACAUGGGUUUGAAGGGCAUGAAAGGAGCCUGCACUUGACAGUUUUUCCUCAAGCCCCUGGGUCUUUGUAUCUGCAAUUUGUUUGGACUUGGGGCUCUUAUGUUUUACAGGAUUCAGUAAUGAAAUUAAGGUUGCCCAGUACUGUAGAAUAAUAACUUGGCAAAUAUCAGAAAGCAUGUGUAAAUUGACAGUUCAGGUUCUCUCUCUCUUUUAUGUGUGUGCAGGAGGAGUCUGGCAUCCUUCUAAGCUUAGCUUUCAUCAGGCUAAAAAUAAAAACUUUUGUUUUACAUGACAAGCUGCCCUCCAAAAUUGUUCUUUGCAAAUGAACACUUUUGCAAGAGGAGCAGUAUCUUUUGACUCUCAGAUUUGGAACACAAAUGUUUUUGACUCGAGUGUCUCCUCUUCUUGCCCAGGGCCUUAACUCCGCAUUCUUUGUAUAUGCACAACUGUUGGACUGCCUUGGGCUCCCAUCAUGCUGCCUGUUCCACAUGUUCAGUUUUUUUGUCAGUGGUGCCAGGUGCAAACUCAGCUUAAAAAAUGUACUUAGAUUGGUUGCCGCCACCACAAUCUGAAAUAUUUAAAAUGCUUUUACCUUCACUUCCAUCUGUUCUUAACUCAUAGCACUGUAUCAGUGGAUAGGACUUUCAGGGCUUUUGGAAUGGAACUGGAAGAUCAAUGUUAUUUUAUUUUUGUUUUGAUUUGAUCCAUUUGAGGAUAUGGGUCCAUCAGCAAAAAUGUCAUUUGUACUUUUUAAUGGAACGCUUUGGACCAAUGCGUCUGUGCUCUUCCCACCUACUGAAACAUGGAAUUCUAAUGAGAAACAUGCCCUAGUUUGAUUCUGCUGGGCUCCAGACUUUUGUCUUCAGUUUGGGGAGAGACUGUUGGGUAGAUCUCUAGAUGUAGAGUUCCUUGGGAGUUUUGAUGUCAAAAUAACCUUGUGUGUGGAUUGCACAGAGCAAAUGGCUAGAUUUUUAAACAGCUUGAUAAUGUAGUACUUUUCUGUUAUUUUAUGAGGCUUACCUGUUUUCCACAUAAAGCCUGGAGUACUCUCCCAAGCAUAUGUUGCAGAACAACAUGAUAACUUAUGGGCAGGCAAGGAAGGAGAGAAAAUAGGCCUGAACCUGCUGGUACUAAGCAUUCUGACUCUGUUAAGCUUCAUGCAAAUCUUGAAUUUUAAUAUUUUGCUAAAUCUGCUAUGUACACAUAACAAUACAGCUCCAAGUCUGGAGAAGACUCUGGGUGGGUGGUUAUCCCUAAUCAUGAGAUGUCACUUUGGGUCAGGGAGGCAGUCAUUAGACAAAUAGUUGCAACAUUUUUGAGCUUUUGGUUUCCCUGUGGCCGCCUCUGGUGGGCUUUUAUGUCUUUGCACCUACUCCUUUCCUUUAAUUGGCUAGCCUUGCUUCCAAAGAAGCUCAGAAGUGGCCAAUAGAAUAGCCUGCAUUCGCUCCCCUUCUAAGGAAAACAAAUGUUUCUGUUGCCCUUCAGGAGGCUCAUGGUGACAGUUUUUCAGAACACCCUGUUUAGUACAGUCUCCUGCAGAUGUUCAUCUGGCUUGCUUUUAUCACACCAAAAGCAGCUUUUGUCAGAAUCAAAGAUAGAAUGUGUGCUAGCCCUCUGUUCCACUUAAAGCUACAAGGAUGGUGUCAUCUUAACCACAUUGUGUGUCCUCAAGUAUAUGUACAACAGGUAAGGCCAUCAUCAUGAUGAGCUUGGGCUUCGUGUUUUCAGUGUCCCAAGAGGUGUGACUUCUGUAUUAACAAGCAUUCAACCCUACAUUUUUUUCAGGCAGCAUAAGAAGGUUGAAAGUAAUGAUAACCGCAUUCAAAAACAGUUGCUGGUUAUCGUUCUGGUGUCUCUUUCUUCUAGCUGUGUGUGAGUCCUAAUUUUAGAAGUUGUUGUGAAGGAUAUCUAGUUUGGCAGCAUAGCAAGAUCACAAACGAAACAGUACGAAUGAGAUUUCACAGUAGGAAGGAAAUAGGAACCCAUUCAGAGGUCUCAGUUGGCCACAACUAUGCUACCUCUACUAAUAAUUACGUAAAAGUCGUUCAACAUAGUAGACCAGAAAAUUUCAAAAUGCUUGAUCUCUCCUUUUCAGUGAAUUUCUCAGUGCAUCAGAAGUAUCUUUAUUAUAAUGCCCUUUUGUUGAAUAAUACCUAUGUUUUUAUAAACAAGUUUGUAUUUUAUAACCGAUUUUGAAAAUGUUUCCAAUAAGAAGAGAGGGAAGUAGUUUGUGAUGAGGAAACUAUUUAUGAGAAACAUUUUGCGGAAUAAGAAGCUUGCUGAAGCACAUGGAACACGUCUCAUUUUUUCAGCUGUUUCUUGAACAUUUUACUGCCUGUUAAUUUCAGUGUUAGAUGUCUUGAUUUGGGCUGGGUUUUGGUGGGGAAGCAAUUUGCAAACUUUUACAUUGUAAGUGAUGUUGCAGUCAUGAAAGGGACCAAUAACACAAAUCUCUUUCAUUGUGUCUUCUAGGCAAUACAGUGAAUGAAGAAAGCAAUGAGUCUUCAGGACCUGAGGGUGACCAGACUACACAGGUCAGAAAUCCCUCUUGUAACUCUGUCUGAUAAAAGGAUAUGGUUGGUGUUAGCAGGAGUUACUAAACAUCAGCUGUGGUUUUCUGUAUGUAGAUAAGAUUUCAAAAACAUAAUUCUUUUUUCUCAAGCACUGUAAGGCAAGCAGAGGAGGCUGAUUUUUCUAUGAGCAGCAAAAGCAUCUGGCACAAGUUGCAAAUCUGGCCACACUCAAGAUGGAGCCCAACCAUAGUUCUGUCAAUAUUGUGGAGUGAGGCAGGACUUUAUUAUGAAAGGGAGGAGGUUCCUAUGUUUCUGUAGUCCAGCCCACGUCAUGACUUGACAUCAUCGCUUUCUGUGAGGUGGAUGAAGUUACAUGGUAUAUACCCCCCUACUUCAUCUUGCCAGCCUUCUUCCCUUACUUACAGUGAUGUGUUAAACAUUUACUGCUGAUGAGACUAAACUGGAAACAUAGCCUUACCAGGCUCAAACAUAAAAGACUUCUAGAAGAUUUAAAGUACAUAAAGCAUUGAAAAUUAAUGUGUAAAAGAAUAAAUGCUACAACUUCUAUAUGCAAGCCAGUAUACUUGAUUUAAUUUUUAGAUAAUUGCUUUAUUUAAAUACUUAGUGUUGUAGCCAAUGUUAGUCCUACUCAGAGUAGAUUCACUGAGCACAACUUACUUAGUCAUCCAAUGGGCAUGACAUACUUAGCUUCAUUCAUUUUAGUAGGUCUACUCUGGGUAUACUUAGUUGGAGACAACCCUUUUAAACUAGCAUUUAUAUGAGAGUGUGUGUUCGUGGAAGGGACACAAAUAUGCACGAGAAGUACUGUUAAUGACUAGAUUUUCUGGUGUCAAGACAGUUUCACUGGCCAAAACUGUAAGUCAUUUUGCAGGAUAGUGGAGCAUACCAUUGGAUUAUUUAGAGGUGGUUCUUUCUUUGCUUCCUAACUGUUGCUAAUCUACUUUUAUGGACAUAUGAUGUCCAUUGCUUGUAAUCAAUGUAUCCCUAUAAUAGAUCUGGCUCAGUAAAAAGUUAUGUUAUUCAAAUUUGUAGUGCUAAUUAAUAUAACUAAUGAGUUCAGAAAAAGGAACUGUGUGUGUUGCAAACACUUUACUUUUUAGUUCAUUGCGGUAGCACUCGCUGCCAAAGAGGCAAGCUGCUAGUGACUUUGAAAAUGGCUUGUUUCUUCAUUACUAAUUGCUGUAGUAAAAAUAUGAAAGAAAAUUGUGGUUGCACAUAUUGGAUGGUAUCCCGUGUUAGUUCCAUUCAUAAUAAACUCAUUGAAAUCCAUAGAUUUAAGUUCAUUAAAUCAUUGGUGUGGCUGUUUUUUCUUCUCAGUGGAUCUGCUCUGAAUAUGACUAAGUUGUACAGUUGUACCUCUGGUGGCAAACGGGAUCCGUUCUGGAGCCCCGUUCGCAACAUGAGUAGAAUGCAACCUGCGUGUGUGCUGGUCGCUAUUUGCCCCUUCUGCGCAUGCGCGUGGCGUCAUUUUGAGCAUCUGCACAUGCGCGAGCGGCAAAACCCGGAAGUAACCCCUUCCGGUACUUCCAGGUCGCCACAGGAUGCAACCUGAAAAGAUUUAACCUGAAGCAAACGUAAAAAGAGGUAUGACUGUAUAUCCUUUAAUUCCCGUUCAUAUCUGUAAACAUAAUAUACGUCUUCAUUUGUAUUGUGGCCACUAUAUUGUCUCUUUUGGCUAAGUAUAAUGACCUAGUCAAUGAAAAAUAUUAGAAUAUAAAGAUUCAGGUGGCAUACAUUUAUAAAUACAUUUAUAGAUACAUUUAUAGCACAGAUGAAAUGCUACUGUAGCAGCUAUGGCUUAUGGUAUAGUGAAAUUUGUCUCCAGGUAGCAGAUUUUGGUCACACAUAGAACCUACUUUGCUUCUGAAACACUCUCCAGGUAGGAUUUUCUAACACCUGCUCUGAUGUCUUUUAAUAGUUCUUUUUUAAAUGAUUUGUGUUUAAUAUAUGCUGAAAGGUGUUCUAUGUUUAUAUUUACUAUUUUAAUUGUUUCAGGUUGGAGGCAACCCAUGGUUAAAGCAGCUUAAAACUAAAACAACUUGCAUAAUGGGAUGACUUCAUUGGAUACAACCCUGUGUCUUUAAAUUUCUUACUUUGUUGAUUUAAUAAUGUAAGCUAUCCUCAGAGUAGAAACAGUCAUGGAUAGGAGAUGAAUGGUUUAAAUAAACGAGUCAUCUAUAUACUAAUACUGAUUCAAAUCUUCCCAUGCUUUUGUAACCAAAACCUCAUUAUAGAUACUUAUGAGAGAUAUCAGAAAUUUAUAGCAGAGAUUACCUAUUGCUGGGAGGUGGAAACAGCCCCAUAAUAAUUUGGUGGCACAUGUUGCUGCUGCAUUUACCAGGGGCCAGAAUCUUACCAUGGGGGGCAGACAGGGAAAAUUGAAAGGCUGGUGAGAGAGCUGGAAGAGUACUGGUCAGACCUAGACCUGCAUAGCUUCAGCAAGGUGAUGGCCUCCUGUGCUUUCAGACCAUAUUCUGGGACAUAUGUGUGUGUGUUUUGUAAAAAGGACCAUCUCAUUGUUUGGCUAGGUCACUUCCUGUUGCACCCUGAGAAACUGUUUGUAAAUGUCCCCAGAGAUGGAAGAAAGAAAGAAAGCUGCCCAUAGAUAUCCAUGGAGAUUUUAAUUGGAUGUGAGUUUAUACAACCCCCCGUCCAACCCGCCCCCCUCAAAAAUGAAGCGGGGAAACCCAAAUGGAGCAAAAAACUCAUCAGGUAGAAAGAACUGAGUAUGCCCAGUGGGCAUGAAAUGCCUAAUGACUGUUGCCAGGGAAACCUUGGGGGAGGGGAUUUAAAGGGAAUCUGGAAUUCCAAGCAGGGAGUGAUGUACACUGCAACAUUUUGUUGCAGUUCCCUCUGAAAAAUAAAUAAAUAACAAAAUAAAUAAUUACCUACAUAAGAUGUACCCUAAGGAAGUAUUCCAAAAAUAUGGCAAACUGUGUUGUCCAUCACACUUCAGAAAGAUUUUACAAAAGAUUAAUUGCUUACAUAAGGUUCACCAAGCAAUAAGGAGUCCUUAUUUUAGACCUAGUUUGCACAGUAGGGAGGAAUUAGAGAACAUGGACAGAAUAGGUACCUAGGGAGAAAGUGAUAAAGGAAUGUUUGACAUCAUGUUUCUAAGAAAAGAAUGGUACUGAAAAUAGUAGACAAAAGAUAAUGGCCUUAAUUUUUAGUAAAGUACCAUUAGGUAGUAAGAAAAGAAAACAAGAGAAAAAACUGUGAAAAAGUUUUCAAAUUAAGAUGGAGUCAGAAAAGCUGUUCAUUUCUGAAAGUUAUCUUGGGAAAUGCCAAUGCUAACACAAUACUCUGUACUCGGACAAAUUAAACAAGCUAGGAAAAUUAGAAGGAACAAAUAUUUCAUUGCUGAUGAGAAGAAUUCAGGAACCUCAUGGGCAUUAGAAGCAUGGAAGAAUGAUUCUUUGUAUAAAAUAUGUUUUCAAGCAUAGUAAAAAUGAGGAAGCCAAACUCCUCAAGUGAAUUAUAGGUGACUGGGGAUAGCAGGAACUACAGGCAAAAAAGCUGAUCUGUCUGUGAACCCCAUCACAAGACUGCUGCUACACAUACUCUUGCUGCUGUUUUUUCCCCACUGUACCUAUUUAAAUGGCACAAGGAGUGACAGCUGUUGCCACCUUGUUGUCUGCUACCAAUUUAUUUUUUAUUUGGGGAGCUUACGGGAAAAUAUUGAAAUAUGAAAUGCAGCAAUGAAUGAGGGAAGUCUAGUUGAUCACUGCAGUCCUUUCUGAAAACAGCUUUUGGUAUAUCAUUUGCCCUCUUUGCUAGUGCUUUUGAGAUUAUUCGCAGGGAAGUGAAUUGGUGAAAAAUAUAAUACUGGGACUGGUCAUGCACAUCACUUUUUCAUGUUUGAAUAUGGUAGAUCCCUGAAUUUGUUCUCAAGGGACCAAAAGAAUAAGGUUAUGUCUGAAGACUGUGUACUCUUUAUUGUGCAGUCACACUACAUAUAUACCAAAACUGCUUUGGGUAGCAUUUUUCUUAUCCUAAGAAUCCUGAUUGUCUGUGUGGCUUGUUUUGAAGAUGCUUCAAGCCUUAUAGUAGAGGCAGAAUGGUAGGAUUCCAGGAGCAAGUAAUUGACUGCUUUCAUACUUUGGCUCUGCAGCGUGUUUUUGAACUACAGCUUUCAUGAGCCCCAACAAACAUGACCAAUGGCCAGGGAUGAUGGGAGUUGUAGCUCACCAAUAUCUGGAGAACCGAAGAUUCCCCACACCUGCCUUACAAGGAUAGAAAAAAAUGUGAGGAAAAUUUGCAAGGAGAAAAAUGCAAAAUGGUGCCAUGAAGCAGUAAUUUUAACAUGCAUUGCCUCACAGAAAUCCUAGGAAGAUGUAAUAGGUGUUCACAUAGAAAUAUUUAAGAUCAAACUAUCUGUUUUUGUCAACUUAAAACCUUUAUUGAUACCACUUUUAUUGUUUAUUUCUAUCAUUUUAUGGGUUGCUGUUAGAGAUGUAAUGUCAUGGAGGGGGAAACCAUUUUUUUUACAGCUCUCCCCCAUUUUUAUGUUUUCUAAGUCUUCACAUCUCUAGUUGCAGUGUAUAGGCAAGCUUCUAAACAGGCUGAAUAAAAUAAAACAAAUAGAUCACUUUUCCUAGGAAGUUUGCAGACAUUGACUGAUGUUUAAACCUUUAUUUCCAUGCCUGUGCAUUACAAAGAACAAACUGUAAAGUUGAUAGAUGUUUGUGUUCUAAGCUAUGCAUUGAAAUGGAGACAGAAAUGCUUGUGUGGUUAUGAAUAAACAAGAAGGGCAUAGCUACUAGUGAGUCAUAUUUCAUGUAUUUGCAUGUCAAGAAAUUCUUUGGAAAACAUUGCACAAAGAUAUACAGCAAACACUUCCAACUUUCCCCCCAAUAAUAAAUACACGAAGGUUUGCUUCAUAUGAAGGAACCUAUCUUACAUAAGCACAAUUGUAUUAAUUAUAUUGUGUAUCCCCAAGAAAUGUUCUCUUUUUGUAUAUGCCUUCCUUGAACACAAGUGCUUCAAAUUCCACCUUGGACUUCAACUCUGUUCUACUGCUUUUAGGCAGUGCUGACAUUUAUGAGCACUGAAACCUUGGUCACAGUAAUUUUCCUGGGUUUAGGGGCAUCCAUGGUGAUGGUAUUGCUCAUCUAAAAGGGGUGACAGUGGACAAGGUCUUCUGAGUUGUAAUUUCCAGUAAUGGAGCAAAGUUGACUUUUCAGUAAUGUGCUGCUGAAAGCAGUUUGCUGAACCAGAACUAAGACUUCCUAGAGGAGAGUGGCAAGAAGGUUAAACAAGAAACCAUACAAUUCUACAAUUAGCUCACUGACAGAGUUGUAUGGCUUAUUAGAGAUGAUGGCCUUUGUCAUUUGGAUCCAUUCUCCUUGCUUAACAAAAAAAUAAUUUUAAUUAAAUUAUAUUGCAAAAAAGGCUCAGGUUAAAAAAGGAAAACAUUCCUGUCUGCAGAGGCAAUAUACAUAGUUUAUUUCCUUUUAACAUUAGCCUCUUUUGAAAUUAACCUUUGAAGAUGAUGGGAGAGGACUGAGAAAUCCAUCUGUUCUCGUAAUGCUGAUCUUUGCUCUUAAAUCAUGAGACUGUCAACUUUUUAUGAUCACUAAUAUGGUUAUUGUAGGUUGACAAAUGUACUGCAUUAGGGUGGUUGUAUGCCAAGGUGGUUUUUAGGACUGGGAGACUCAAGUUCCAAGCCCCAGUCAGUCAUCAGGUUUGCUGGGUUGCCUUGGUCAACCUGCUGGAUUAUAGUUUAACUUUGUUUCACAUAAUUGCUGUAAAGAUUGUCAAUGACUUGCAUGGAAAACUACCAUAGGAAUUUUCAUUAACAAUAAUUUAUGUUGAUGAUUUUCCAAACGCUACUUGACUGAAUUGUUCUGCCUUGAAUCUCUGGCUGAUACUCUUGACUCCCCACCCCCUCCUGCUUCAUUUACUGCUCACCUAUGUGCAGUCCUCAUAGUCUUGCCAUUUCCUCCUUUUGUUCUUUGCUAUCAUAGUCCUUGUCUAAAUGUAUUUUGAUUGCUCCAAUCUUAUUUUCAGAAUACAGAGUUCUGCCCUUAAGAAUGAAUACUGAGUUGCAGUGCCAGAGUUCACAGCUAUCAUUUCACCUAUCCCCCUUUAAUUCUCUCUUUGACACAUUAAGAAAAUUAAGAGAAUAAUUGUUGCUUUGUUUUGUUUUGCAGCAACCAACAGCAUAGUAUGUACUACCUGUAACAAUAAAUAAAACCUCAUCUGAUUCUGACAGAUGGCAUGAUCAUGAAUUAGGAUUUAUAAAGCUUAUCAAACAUCUGUGUUUGAGUGCCCUGGGGAAUAGACUGGUGCAAGAAACAAAGAAGGUAGUUGUAGAAAUAACUGCUGUGGUUUGUAUUUGUCUACUGUCACCUUGUAAAAGUAACUUAUGCUUGCUUCUUUGACAUUGCAUUUUGCACUGAUGGCCAGAUGUGCUUUUCUUCAACAGAUGCCAAAUGUAUUGGUGCUUCCUGUGAGUUAUUUAUAAAAAAGCAUCCAAAUAUUGUUUUGUGAAGCUGAUCACAAAUUCACAUAUUUGCCCUCCAACCUUAUUUUUCAUUGCCCUAGUUCUUCACUGUACUCUUCUCCUGCUUUAUUGGGUGACUUAUACUUCUAGUGGUCAAAAUAAAUCUUCCAGGGUCUACUUAAUCCCUGCUUUCCAAAAGUCAACAUCAUACUUGCUUUCUUUUUCAUUUAGAUGGGCCUGGAUAAACUUCAGCAGCUAGAAAACUGCAAUCUAACAGCAACCACUUUAUGCCGGUAAUCUUCAAAAUAUAUAAGUUGUGCAGUAAAGCAUCUCUUUGAAUGAGAGUAUUGUCUUCCUUUCCCUCCAGUGUGAGAGACAAUUCUAGCAUUGGCUGGGUCAUCAAAUAUGUUACCCAGUACUAUACCAGCAAAGAAAUUAACAAGUGGUCAGUUUAUUGUCUUGCUAUUUGAUCUUCAAAACAGACACUUGGCUUUAGUCUUGUAGUUUCAGGUUUACUGUUCAAAAGGAACCAGUGAUCAUUAUAGGCAAGUGGUCAAAUGCUGUCUUUUAUUGACCCUUGUUUGUGCUUUAUAGUUCAUAUGAAAGGCACAAGCUUCACAUCUCCUCUGCUUGGGAGCUGGCUUUGGUCCAAAGCUAUCUGGGGAAAACCAGAAGGUGUGGCUCAACUUGUAGUGUGUGCAUCUCAGAGUAGACUUGCAUACUCAGUUUGACACAAAGAGCCAAAGGUUUGAGGUCAGCUUGUUUCUGAAGAGGCAGUGGGUUGGGACUGGAAACACGCAGAUAUUUUUUUAACACUCUCCCACCAACAAAAUGUGUGCUAAAGCAGAAAAAAACCAUGCAACUUUAACAAAUUUGCCUGUGUGCAAAUUUUGCAUUAUCUUCUACUUGUAGAAGGAGCUCAGCCCAUUAGAAAUCCUGCUGAACUCCCUCUGGGACUUCAACAAUUGCCCAUGCACUUUGAAGGCUAACUUCACAGUUGUAAGUCCUGCAAAUUUGCUUUUAAAAUAUUGAAAGCUGAGAUUCUCAAGAUGUUGGAUUUUGUGAUCAGUACCAGACGUUGGUGUGUCUGUGUUGUGGCACAGCACAGAAGAAUUACAUACACACAUGUAUAUGUCCUGCAUACUAAGCUCUUCAGAAAGAUGCACUUCAGGCUGGUCAAGGCAGACAGAGGAGAAUGGAAAGCCUUCUGCAUCUUUGAACUGGAUGAUUGGCUCAUGAGGUCGAGCAGAGCUGAAAGGAAUCUUGGCAACAGCUGUAGUACAGCAAUGUUAAAAGAUCCAGAGAGUGCAGAAAAAGUUGCUAUCAUUUAUAAUCAAUCCCUGAUGCUUGCUCUUUUGCCCUUUCUCGUAAUAAUUAAGCUGAUGCAAAGGAAUUAUUGAGCAUGCACUCUUCCUCCAGCACUUUGUAUUUCUAUCAUCACAAUGUCUUUCCAUUUUUGCAACACACCUUGCAAAUAUUUGGUAACAGGAUGAUAGCUUCAGUUUGAUUUUUCCAGUUCCUAAAUAGAACUGAGCAGUGAUAGUUUGGGAGCAGAAGUCAUGCCAAAGCUGAAUGAGCUGUUCUUUGCUACAAUUCAGAGAAAUUGCUACUGAAAAGGAUCCUGUUUAUAUAAAAAUGCAGGAAGUCUCUACCAGAACUCUUUAAAAGAGAUUAGAAGGGCAAUUCAGAGUUGUACAAUAGAUGUAGAUGAGUUCUUAUAUAUGCUUUUGUCUUGAGAUAACUUUGAGAGAGGUUUCAUGACCACCCCCAAGUAUGUUCUUUAGCGUCAUGUUCCUAUAAGCUUCAUUUUACAAACCCUGUUAAGACAUUUGUGCAAAAUCUGAAAAUGAGGAACAGCCAAAAACCAGUACCUUUUCAUAGUGGCUUCUCACCUCAGCUGUUUAAUGAGUUGUUCUGAAGAAUACUCAUGUAUUUAGCCCGAAAUUUCUCAGGCAAUUUAGGAUUUGCAGCCUUUGUGUCUGAUUUGAGAAAAUAAAGGAAAACUACUACAGACCAGUGCAGAAUUUCUCCCUCAGCCUGGCACUGAUGUCCCUCUAUACUCUAUAGGAACACCUUGUACAUCCCCACAGGAUGCUGACUGUACUUCAUAAUUCCCAAAAGAACAGCCAUUCUCAUGAUUCAUCUCAAUUCAAAUUAAAUCUUCUCAAGGACAUCCACAUUUUAUUUUUAACUGUUCCUUCUCUUCUUUCGAAAAGGAACAGCUAUAAAAAUUGCUCCUCCUUGUUAGUCAGUCAGUAAGGGGCAGGUGUGUGGUAGAAUAUAUGGUAAAGUGGUCAUCUUUAUCCACCCAGAAGUAGGACAAGCCUAUCAAUGACUGCAAGUGGUUCAGGCUGGCAGUGGCUACUUCUGGGUUCGACAAUAGGAUGAGGCUAUUGUAGGCUUCCAAGGACAAUCUGGUUGGCUGCUGUGGAAACAAGAUGCUGUACUUAACCCAAGUAGAUCCAUGCAUGCUGCUAACCUUGUUCACAUUAACCUCAUACAUUCACUGCAUGUGGGGGGGGGGAGCAAGGUCAUUCUAGCAAGCUCUGAAAUCUCUCUGUGAUUUCAGCUGAAGACAUGUGUGUGACUUGGUUUGUGCAUAAUGGUAAGCUGAACUAUGGCUUACCAUGAUUGAGCAAAGCGUGCCAGAGCGUGCUGAUUUGGCUUCCUCUCCUGGUUUGCUUGGAUAGAAAGAAACCAUAAGCAUUGGUUUGCAUGUGAUACUAAAUCAGUGCUCUGGUUCAUUUACUCUCAGGAAACAAGGAAGGUACCAACAUGCUUGCUCAUUGUAAGUCAUCAUGCAGCUUAUUGUGACAUGUGAACCAGACCAGGGGAUGUUAGAUGAACAGAGAUUUAUACUAAGGACUAUUGAGGCUAGGGCCAGGAUUGCGUGUGUUGUGGCACAGUGCAUUAUUUCCCCCCAUGAUUGGCUGACAUUAUGAGACUUCCUGAUUGGCUAGGGAGAGAUACUCCUUAUGCCCUGGCUUUGUCAGCAAAGUUAUAUUUCCUAGCUGCUGAUCAAGGUCUGCCUUCAGCUCUUGAAACUGAUUGCAGGAAUCAUGAGUUUGGGGAACAUUCACGGCAGUCUAGUUCAGAGUACAGUCACCCACCGCACCAGCCCUGGAAAGGAUUUGAACUUGGGUUUUCCAUCUAAACCAGGGGCCAGCAAACUUUUUCAGCAGGGGCUGCUCCACUGUUCCUCAGACCUUGUGGGGGGCUGGACUAUAUUUUUUUUGGGGGGGGGGAAUGAACGAAUUCCUAUGCCCCACAAAUAACCCAGAGAUGUGUUUUAAAUAAAAGCACACAUUCUCCUCAUGUAAAAACACGCUGAUUCCCAGACCAUCCGUGGGCCGGAUUUAGAAGGCGAUUGGGCCAGAUCCGGCCCCUGGGCCUUAGUUUGCCCACCCAUGAUCUAAACCCUCUGCUGUAGCUGCUUUGUUCUGCUGACUGCCCUUUCCAAAUGUAAUUUGUUAAAACUCAGAAAUAAUGGAGUCUUGGCUGAUAUGUCCUGUGUUAUUAACAUUUGCCACUGAAGUUCUGUCUGCAAGCUCAAGCUUUCCAUUGUAGGAUAUUGUACUAUUACUCAUCUCUUUGAAUUGUGAACAUCUCUUUGAAUUGUGAACAUCUCUUUGAAUUGUGAACAUACAGCAUUUAGAUAAUGGGUGAACAUUGCUGAACAAGAAAAGCACCUGUUUUUGUAAAUAAAUGUUUACCAUCAGCUGUCAUUGCAGCCUAUAUAUGGUCCCUGAAUUUCUAAUGUAAAAUGUUAAAGACGCUCUUCAAAAUUAUUUGAAUUGACAGUCCACUUUACUUGGAAAUUGUGAUGAUGGUAUACCUGACAGCAUUUUGUGUAGCCAACUGUUGAAGAAUAUGUUUUGAAUGCCCCACACUUCGCAAUGGGACAAGCUGGGUAAAGGUGAAUGUUAUGCAGAAUCAGCAUGUCUAAGGUAGAAUAACAAAUCCUCCAAACACACUGCUGUAAAUUACUGUAUGUGCUGGAAAGAGACAAGCAUGGAAGCUUAAGCCAUUUUUAUAACCUUCACUUUGCGCAGCACUGUUUUGUUGUGAUAUGCGUGUUGAAACCAGCUUGGCAAGUUAACAGGAUUGAUAAGGUGCUGUCCCAUGCUUCCAUACUUAGUACUGUUAGAUUGGCAUAACAUCUUGGGAUUGACAGAUACCGCCCUUGCUCUUGUCACCAAUGUUGUUUGUCCGAAGCUAGGCAUGGAAAAGCUUAGUUAAUUGCUAUGGUUGAGAAGUAAAGGUUAACCUAACUUGAUAAGAUCUUAUAUACAAAACAAUACCUUUUUAGUCAGCCUAGUACUGAUGUGUAGGUGCCACACUUUGUUUAAAAAGAAAUCUGGUUAAAAAGAAAUAAACUAUCCAGUUAUAACACAUUUUGUCCAUUGUUUUUUUUAAUGUGUGUAAUUCAGUACCCCCGUGGCAAACUUAAUUGGCCAGGAUUUGGAAGCCUGCUUAAGUGCUUUGUUGUUCUUGUUUCUUCUUUAAACAUUGGUAGAGUUCAUUGUAGAUUGCAGUUUACCUGGAUCUUUAUGACGUAUUUGGAGGAGUAGGGUUUGCAGCAGGGCUUCUUUUUUCAACUGGAACUCACCGGAACUGAGUUCCAGCACCUCCCAGGUGGGCGCCAUUGCCAUUAUAAGAGAACAAGGGAGGCGUCCAUGGUGAGUUCUGGAACCUCUUUUUCUAGAAAGAUAGCAGUGGCUUUCAGACAGCUGCAAUGGGUGCAGAACUCUCCAGAAAGGUCCAAGCUUCCUGGAUAUCUCUAGGAUGGGGAUGGGGAACCUCAGGCUGGGAGCAAAAUGUGGCUUCCAGGACACUCAUAUCAGGCUCUUGGGACUUUUCCUAGGCCACUCCCAAACUUUUCCUGCUCAGCAACCCUCUUUGAAUGGUUUUGCCUGGCUGGCAUGUGUGCUUGAGCUGUCAUAAUGCUUUUUGCUUACCUGGAUGGCACAGGGAGGUGUGUGUGUGUAAUGACAUUAAUUGCUCCACUCAUUUUUGCCUUUGGCCCAUCCCAAUGCCAGCAUGAAGUCCCCUAAGGUUAUCCACAUAACUUUUUCAGACUUGUUAACUUCUUUGAGAGUUAAAUACAUGAAACAGUGUGCUAGGUAGUAGUUUCUAAAUGAUACAUGCAUCCAGUUGUGUCCCUUUAUUCACAGAAGGCUCCCUGAUCUGGCAGAGACUUCCCUGAGGGGAAAGAGGGGAAAUGAUUUUUGCUUGUUCCCCUCUUCCUUUUGUAGUCCCCUCUUGCUUCCACCACCCCACAGUCUGCUCCUGACAGCUGGGGUGGUGUGGGCUUCAGGAAAGAAGGAGAACUUGUGGAAAUCAUCCCCCUUUCUAUUCACAGAAAAAUCUGCUAGUUCAAAGAGCCUUCUAUCUUUGGAGGAGCGUGAUUGGAUACAACCCAUGGUUUUAAAUCUCGUUGGGGCAGUUAACACAGCUUCUUUGCCCUACAUAAGAAUCCACACAUGUUUACCAUGCAAUAUGCAUUAAAAAUAUAUUUUUAAUGGAAUUCUAUACCUAAAAUCCUUUAUUUAUAUGGAACUUCCUACACAAUAUUUCUUUUAGAAUAUAUUUGAUUGAGCAUUCAUAACUGUUGAAAUUUAAAUAGAAUGAUGUAAUCUGAAGAGAGAUAAACUAAAAGACCAAAUAGAAGUAGCAUUAACUUCACAAAGUCUCCAUAUCUCUUUUAUUAUUUGUUUGUUGUUUAUUUAUCAUUUGAAGCUGUUAAAUUUUCAACUACAGAACUCCUUCUGAAAUUUUUAUUGCCCAUCUCUUAAGAGCCAUUUUUCUGCUUUACGGUUUUAUUUCAUGGCAUGGUUUCUGCAGGUUACUCUCAUAGGGAAAACAUAGCAUAAUGUGGGAAGAAGAUAUAUUUGGUGAUGUCCUUUUGAUUGCACAUGACAGCUCAUGUGCUUAUUAAGAGAUGGGGGAAAGCAAUAUGCUUCUUCCUAGAAUGUGCAAGGUUUGCACAGACUGAAGCGGAAACAGUUAAUUAGAGCCAUCUGAUGUUUGAAAACCAAGGAAGCAAGUCAAUGGGUUUUGAGACCCUCCCCCCUCUCCUACUUUCCAAUGAGCUUUGCUUCUUGAUGGUUUUAUAAAGCAAACUCUUGCAAGGAGGAAAAGAAGUUCACUCAACUGGGUUGUUGCUGUUGCCUUACCAUUUCCUCGUAUUGCAGCAAUGCAGUUGAGAGAAUGAAGAGGGAUUUGUUACUAAAAAGGAGAGAAGCACUUUUCCUUUAAUAGGAUGAUUUAAAAAGAUGUCAGAAAAGGACCAAAUUCGAAAGCAAAACAGAAGGAAAUUGAGAUAUGGAAAAAAUGAGUGCCUUACAAUGCAGAAUUGGUAGUGGAGGUGUAUAUACAAUUCUAGGUCAUGGCAAUUUCAGGCUUCUGAAUCUUAUAGUUAAUGCAUUUUACAUCAUAUUCAGGCUAGAUUGCAUAUGUGUAGGGUAGAGUGUUUAUUUAUGUCUCUCCAUAGUGGAUGGUCCUAGGAUGGGCCUCAUUCACUACAAAAUACAACUAAGCACAGUAAAAUGACAUUAAAAUGGUUAUAAAUUCAUAAAACCCAGCACAUUGAUGCAUUUAAAUACUGCUCCAUAGCGCUUAUGAAACACAGUCUUUGCUGCUUUCAUGAUGCUACUGAGUGAUUAAGGGGAAAAGAUUCGGCCCUGCUACCCUUUUCACAGACAUGGCCAGCCUGAUAGUGGUGGUCUACCAAACAAGGCCCCUCAGAAAACCUAAUGGAUUGAGAAGAUGCACAUAGAAGCAGAUGUUUUCCCCUACUUAAGUUUAGCUUGCAUUUUCUUCUGUCUGAGAUGUAGGAGCACAGUGCCUUAACUUGGUAACCAUAGAAUUUUCUGGUAAGUUCAUUUCCUGCUUUUAUAAAAGAGUUGUGUUUCUCAAACGCCAUGGCUUUCAGAGAUAUUAGCUGUGGUUCUUGCAUACAUUGCCCACAAGACUGAAAUGUUAAUCCUUGUUUAGUCAAAUGAACUAGGUGUGGAACCCAACACCAGAAGAGGAGAAGCAGGGUGCCUGUAAAAGCGAGAUGGAAUGAAACAAUACAUUGCAAAUUGUCAUAAUUAGGGUGUUUAGCCAUUUGAAAACAAGAGCUUAACCUCUCUUUUGUCUGCUAAAGAUUCAGAACAGCAUUUUUGUAAAUCAUUCAUUACUGCUUGCAGCGCUGCUGUAUAAAAGAAUAACUUCUAUUGUUGUCAGCAUGGCAUUUCUUCCAAAUCCAUUUCAUUCCACUCGUAAGGAAGAGGAAUGAAUGGGACAGGACAACAUAUGAAGUUACCUUCCUUUCUCCAGCUUUUUUUCAAAUGAGUGCAGUUAACUUUAAACAUAUUUUCCCUCACAUGCUAUAUUAAUAUGGGUCAUUAUUUGAAGUCCUACAUUUGUGCAACAAUUAAGCUGCAAGCAGGUGUUCCCUGGGGUGUAGUUUUAGCAAACAAAACAAGACUCUAGGGAUUUUAAUUCUCUCUUAUGCCGUUAAACAAGGACAUCAUGCCUGACAGCAUGUUUUCUCUUACAGGGGAAAGUAGACCGGUGCUCUGAUCCAGCAUGCACAGUUGCUCUUAUUGUUCAGGGAAAACUACUAACAACAGAGGCCUUGUGACCUUUCCUCCUUCAGGCCACUUUCCCCCUGCUUAUUAAUCACAAUAGCAAUAAAUGCACUGUCUGGGGAAAGCGUCAGAUUAUCCAGCUGCAAAAUGUUACUGUUUUUUGCUCUUGAGAAACGCAGUAUUCCAUGUGACCGGAGGACAAUCUUGCGUGUAGGCAACGUACACCAAAGAGAAACAAACACACACAUUUAUAGUCUAGUAAGCUGCUUGUGUGGAAAGGCCCCUGUAAUCUGAUUUAAGAGUUGCUGAUACAGGAUUGAGUCAUGUAAAUGAAUACUGGAACCUCUAGAAUAACGCUUGUCUCUUUAGAUCACUAUCUGGUUAAAGUAAUGGCUUUGUGCAGCUGCGUUUUUAAAGAGAGAUGUUCAUUUAACAGCAGUGCCGAAGUAGACACUGUGUUACCAUCCUCGCACACAAAUGUUCCCUGUCUUCCCAGAGCACAAAAUUCACAGGAGGCACUUCGUUUGUCACCUGCGAUUACUGCUUCGGCUUCACUUGGGGCCACAUCAUGGCAUGAAUUGACUGUUUCAAUUUUAUUCAAGCCAGUUCACAACGCCGCCGCGCAAGAAGGCCACUGUGAACAAGUGCAGCAUUCAUAAUAUCCAUUUUCUCUCUUUUUCUCUCUUCUGUUUCCUUAGACAAAUUCAGAGAAUCAACCAAAGUUGCCUGAGAUGGGGACAGAGAAAAAUCAGAACGUGGAAAGCCAACCUUCUAUGCUGGAACUUCUCAGUGAUGUACCUUUCACGCUUGCACCACAUGUCCUGGCAGCGCAAGACGCAUGCAAUGACUUUCCCAGACCGUUGCUCUCCUAUGAUGUCAAUGACAACCUAACAAGAUUUUGGUACGAUUUCACGCUUGAAAAUUCUGUGCUGUGCGAAUCGUAGUUGUUGAAUCAAAUGUACCUUGAUCACUUGAUGUAAAAUACCGAGGCAUUGUGUGCUACGUAGCUCAACUACUUUGUGACACAAUCUGAGUCAUUGUCUGGUUAAGCAUUGACAUUUUCCAUCCACUGUGAUGUCCCUUACAGAGUUUGAAAGUACCUGUGCCAAAUCUGGCAAUUCCGUUAUAAUCUUCAGCUUGAACUCCUUGAGCAGAGUUCCUUUUAAUUCCAGAUAAGCUAUCUAGGUGUUGACAUUAGUUCAGGGCUUGCCUUUUCAAAGGAAGACAUUGCAUAUUACAAGAGCACUUUGAUUUAAUAAACGGGUAAGAAGUACAUGAUAGUGAAUAAACUGGCUCAUUUUGGGAGAACAGCCUUUAAGUUCUCUAACAUUAGGCACAACUUUGUAGAAACGUUGAACAGUGCCAGAUUCUAUUUUACCCUUUUUAUGAAAUACAGAAUUGUCUGCAUCCACAGCUCAGAAUGGGCUGCUGGUGUAGUUUUGGGGGUUUUCAUACUAUAUUUCCUUGGGACUCAGCAGUUUUUCAUUUGCUGUUUGUUUUCAUCAGCACAUAUGUUUCUGGUUUAUAUCUUGAUCAGCUUUUCCAUUGCAAACCUCUGUACCCACUAGAGAGUGAAAUCUGGGUAUGUGUUUAUGCACACACACACACACAAAAGUUUACCACUGAUCCUAUAAUUUAUAUGGGUCAAAUGUAAAAUUGAUGGGUUGGAGUAUUGGAAAAGAUCAAAUAGUUACAUGUUUAACUAUAUGAGGUAUCCUCUGACCCACAUAUUCAAUUCACAGGUCUUAUUCCUACUAAAGUUUAGCUGAACUUCCCUGUGCUCACUAUUGUAGUGUAUAUGAAUAAUUAUUGUGUGCAAGGUUCAUUUAUUUUCUUUUUACCAGGGAUUGAGUGGAAGAGGAUACAUUUGUUCUGUGCCAAAAGCAAGUAUUUCAAAAGGAAUGUGCAACAUGGUUAUUUAAAAACAUGAUACACAUUUUUAAAAUUAAUAUUCUGUGACUGCCUUCCCCAACCUAGUACCACCCAGGUGGUUUUGACUAUGAUUCCUAUCAGCCCUGACCUGACUUUCAGCCAUGCUGUCUGGAGGUUAUCAGGCUGGGGAAAGUUCCUCUGUGGGAUGCAUCUUCUAGAUUACAUUAGAUACACUUAAUUCCCAUCAAAAUCACUGGGAUGCUAGUCAUGCCUUAGGUUCCAUUGAUGUUAGGGGAACUUAUUCUGGAUCCACUGCUUUGCUUUUGUGUUACACUAACAAAUGUCAAAUGUUUCCUUGGUGUCUAUGUGCUUUUUUCUUGAGAAAACUAUGUUAUAAAGUUUGACAGAUCUAGGUGUGCCGUAUAUUUGUAUGUGUGCAAUAAAAGCUAAUUAAAUGUGAUAUUCCUUUUGAAACUGGAAAAUAGUGUCCUUGCAUGUUCAGUUCUGUAGCCGUGUUUAAUCAGAUGUCACAGAAGGGACCAGACAUUGUUUUUAAUGAAUUAGAGAUUUAUUUAAUGGUAAAUGAGAGAUGACUUUCUAUUAAUUAACUUGAGUGAUAGCUUAGAAAAUCUAAUUUGCACUAAAUUCUGUAUGAUGUUGCAUGCAUAUCAGCAGAAGAACUAGAUUGUGAUCAUAUUCUAGGAUAUGAAUAAUUAUUUCUAGAGGAAGGAAUAAACAGUUUAAAUGAGGCUGUUAGAAUUUAUGUCUCUUGCAAAUUUGAUGGCAAGGGGGUCUCAAUCCCUGAUCAUCUAGGUUGUAUGUUGUACUGUUCGUUUUUGUUCUUUAUUUUACAUUAGCCAUUAUAUUUUGACUAGUCCAAAAGCAAUAUUGCCACUACUGUUGUCCCGUUUUACUCUGUUAAAAACCACUUUGCAGUAUAAUCUAAAAUAUACUUAAAAUUAGAUGUAACGUACAGUACAAAACAUAAGCUAAUAUUUCAAAAUGCUUUGCAUUAAAUAAAAGGCAGGCAGCAGGACAUACUUUUAUAUUUAGCAUUUCUUUUUUAUUGUAUGAUUAUUUUAUGAUUCCUGUAAUAAUUUACAUCGAAGUAAGUUUCACAGUAUAUAUUUUUAUUGGGGCUCCAAUAAAACACACAAAAGUGUUACAAUGAAGGUAUUUGUGUUAAUAUUUUGAUUGUUUUUUUUAUUGUGUUGCUUGUUGUGAGCUACACUGGAGUGUAUUUCUUUGUUGGGGCAGGUAUUAAUAAAAUGAAAUAAAUCUAUACUAUUAAACUGUC
Molecule: messenger RNA, 37410 nt
Organism: Podarcis lilfordi (Lilford's wall lizard)
Lineage: Eukaryota; Metazoa; Chordata; Lepidosauria; Squamata; Lacertidae
Source: the annotation of a GenBank genome assembly